AUGAAUCAAGAAGCGUUACAAAAAGUCCUUAUGGAAAUGGAUAAUCAGCUCAAUAAGUCUAGAGCAGAGUUGUCGAUGGUCAGUUUACAGCUAGACAGAGUGCACACAAACUUAAAUGUGAUAGAAUCAACUACUUCUAGGCUAAAUAAUUUAAACAAGCCAGAAGAUGUGGUAUGGCAAGGUGUGGGAAAGGCCUUUUUGGCUAAAAAGACAGAUUCGUAUCUCAAAGAAUCGGAGACAGACAAGAAGGAAUUCGAGGAUACAGAAAGAAGUUUGAAGAUUAAACAAAACUAUUUAAAUACCACACUCGAAAAGACUAUUGAUAGUAUGACAAAGAUUGUUGGUGACAAAAAAUAA
Lodderomyces elongisporus is the source of this 357-nucleotide messenger RNA. Its product is annotated as prefolding complex chaperone subunit. NCBI's taxonomy places the organism in Eukaryota, Fungi, Ascomycota, Pichiomycetes, Serinales, Debaryomycetaceae. The record is from RefSeq and is a predicted model, not a curated record. Gene Ontology annotation, cellular component: prefoldin complex. The coding region runs from base 1 to 357 and encodes 118 amino acids. Gene Ontology annotation, biological process: protein folding. The transcript has a single exon.